Messenger RNA from Corticium candelabrum, 1957 nucleotides. RefSeq lists its product as uncharacterized. The coding region runs from base 80 to 1729 and encodes 549 amino acids. The record is from RefSeq and is a predicted model, not a curated record. Lineage: Eukaryota; Metazoa; Porifera; Homoscleromorpha; Homosclerophorida; Plakinidae. The transcript is spliced from 6 exons. Gene Ontology annotation, molecular function: flavin adenine dinucleotide binding; pyranose oxidase activity.
AUCAGAUUUCAUCUGCUGUCUUACGUACGCCACAUACUUCUCUGGUUUGUGCGUUCCAACCUUCCUGCGGAAUCCUACCAUGUCUGAACUUCCCGUUUUAGAAAUUAAGACUGAUAUUCUCGUUAUUGGUUCUGGACCCGUUGGGUCCACGUUCGCACGCGUGCUGGUCGAGAAUGGUCGCAAUGUGCUAAUGGUGGAGGCCGGUCCAUACACGUCCAGACGACCGGGAUGGCACCUCAAGAAUUCCUACGUGUACCAGCGAGAUUUCAACUCGUUCACCGGUCUCAUCUCUUCGCACCUCCACGACUCGUCCGUUGCGACGUCCAACAAGCCGACAAUCACUCUCGAUCCGUCCGCAUUUCACGUUGACUUGACCGACGACAAGUACAAGGGUUUCGUUCGGAACAGUCAAAACCCUAAGCAAAACCCAUUCUUGAACAUUGAUGGCGAGGCUGAGGCGUUUUGUGUCGGAGGCAUGGCUGUUCAUUGGACAUGUGCCAUUCCACGAGAGUGCGUAGAUAUUGAGAGAUCUAGUCUGCUGGCUGAUAGAGAAUGGGAAGAACUCUACAAAGUAGCUGAAGACUACCUUUGCCGUCACACUGAUGUAUUUGAUGAUUCGAUUCGUCACACAGUGGUAAAGAACACCAUUGAAUCGUGCUUUCCUGAUCGAGGUGUAAGGAGCCUGCCACUAGCAGUCACAGCUAACAAAUAUAAUAAAGCACUAGUCACAUGGUCAGGGACCGAUGUCAUCUUGGGUGACAACCUCAUUGACAUGAUUGACAAUCCAGAAAAGGAACAGUUCCAGCUGCUGCCUGAGCAUCUCUGCUAUCAGCUCGGUGUCAGUGAAGAUGGUAAGGAAAUUGUCAUAGCUCGUUGCACCGACCUGACCAGAAACCAAAAAGUAGUCAUCUACGCCAACCAUUAUGUCAUUUGCUGUGGUGCUGUUAGAACACCUCAAUUACUAUACGCAUCAAACAUUCGUCCAAAAGCGCUUGGUCAUUACCUCUGUGAGCAGCCAAAGUCAUUUUGCCAAAUUGUCCUGAAUGAGGAGAUAAUCAUGGGUAUAAGAAAGGGCAGCCUUAUAGGCCUGACCCCUGAAAUGAAGAAAAAGGUUCACGACUACAUUGACGAAAACCCAGAAGAUCCUGUUCCCAUUCCAAGUGAUGACAAAGCUCCACAGGUGAACAUCCCGUUCUCUAAGAAAAACCCUUACCACUGCCAGAUUCAUCGAGAUGCCUUCAAGUAUGGUGCUGUUCCUCCCAAUGUCGAUGAUCGUCUCAUUGUUGAUCUGCGUUGGUUCGGCUACAUGGAGCCUAAUGUUAACAACAGACUUGAGUUCGAGACAGACAUCAAGGACAGGUUUGGCAUGCCACAGCCGACAUUCUACUUCCAACUUAGUCCGGAAGACUCCCAACGUGCUCAUGCCAUGAUCGAUGACAUGACCAAAGCAGCUGUCGCUCUGGGUGGCUUCUUACCAGGUUCAGAGCCACAGUUCAUGCCCAUUGGAAGCAGCCUUCAUCUGACAGGAAGUGUUCGUAUGGGAUCAAAGGACGAUGACACAUCAGUGUGUGACACAUAUUCAAAAGUCUGGGGGCUAGAGAACUUGUGGCUUGGAAGCAACGGCGUCAUUCCUACAGGCACCGCUUCGAAUGUCACUCUGACUUCUGUGGCACUGGCGAUCAGGUCGGCUCGUCGUAUUCUUGGACUGCCUGAGCUCAGCCAUGCUUGACCUCAGCCAUGCGUCCUAGCUGCUACACCAAGUGACAUGUAGCCAACACUGAUGUGUGUGUGAUGUUUGUGCUUGUCAUAUUUCGUGUAAGCUUGCAAGUUUCUGCAUGCAUCACCUACCAAUUUGACUUGUAGGUGUACGUAAGAGUUUUGUUGAGUUUUGUUGAAAGCUUGAAGUCAGUCUAAGAAUCAUGUGCUCAUGCAAAUGGCAGACAUUUGCUAUUGAAAA